Sycon ciliatum is the source of this 2931-nucleotide messenger RNA. RefSeq lists its product as uncharacterized. The transcript has 3 exons. Lineage: Eukaryota; Metazoa; Porifera; Calcarea; Leucosolenida; Sycettidae. Bases 1 to 2640 code for a protein of 879 amino acids. The record is from RefSeq and is a predicted model, not a curated record.
AUGCCUAGUGCGGAUCCAUAUCCUUGGGCUAGUUUGCGUCCCGACAACAAAACUAUCUUUCCUGUUUUGUUUCCAGUUGUAUACUGCGAUGUGCCUGCUAUUGCUAAUGGAACAGCCGACAAGACAUCCGUCAAAUUUACACAUAGUGUAACCUAUUCGUGCGAUGAGAAGCACGUGCUCAUGGGAAGUUCAACGGCAAGAUGCCAAGCUGAUGGAACCCUCACCUCAGUCCCUUUCUGCGAGGCCCUGCCCCCUACAACCAUUCCAACCACCACGCCAGCAACAACCGCCCGCAAAAAUCUAGGAAACACUGCUGGCAGACCUACUACACGAGGGGACAGUUCGGCUGAAUCAGAUAGCGGUCCCAGCGAUCCUGAGACAAAGAGCCAUACGCCGACAGAAGAGAACAAUGGUACACAGAGCCACAAUGUUAAAACCAAAGCUGCAAUCGCCGCCAGUCCUGUCGACGAGACUGGGGCAUCAGACGACAAAAGUACCAGUGGGAAAAACUCGAAUGCCAAACCGGUUUCUGGUACCACCCUGCAAGGUGAAGGUUUGCCUACUUCAAAUAGUGGUUCCACUAAUCCCGAUAAGAAGUGGAAUACCCCGACAGGAAAGGGCAAUGGUGCACAGAGCCAAAGUGUUAGCACCAAUGCUCCAAUCGCCACAAGUCCUCAAGAAAAGACUGAAACAUCCGGUGUCAAAAAUACCAGCAGGCACAACUCUAAUGCAACACGCAUGCCUAGUCCCAAGACUGAAGGUGAAGGUCCGGCUGCUUUAUAUAGCGGUUCGUCUAAUCCCGAAAACAAGAGGGACACACCGAUGACGAAGAUCAAAAGUUUAAAUAGCCAAGGAGUCGCCUUUCCUUCAAUAGCCUUAAAUCCUCAGGACAAGACUGGAUCAUCAGUAGACAAGAGUACCAGCAGAUACAACACUAACGGUGCACCCGUUUCUAGUAUCCCUCCUGAGAUCAAGAGUGAUGCACCGAUAAACAAGACCAAUAGCACAAAGAACCAAAGUGUUGCGCUUAUUGUCCCAAUGGCCUUGAAUCCUCAUGAUGAGAAUGACACAUUGGACGACGAGAGCGCCAACGGAGACAACUCCAAUGUCUCGUUCGCUGCGCUGACAACCUCCAAAUCGUCCGCACGAUUUAUCACUGAAAGUUCUCGCAGAAAGGGCGCCAAUGGUGAUGGCAAUGGUGAUGAUGACAACGACAGCAUUGUGCUUCUUUUCUCACCGCUGAUUUUUGCUGGCUGCGCGGUCCUUGCUUUCAUCGGAUUCAUGGUGCGACGGAAUCGCUUGCGGAGAGAAGAAGCUUACAAGAUGGAAUUGGAAAACUUCGAAGACGCAUUCCAAAAUCCCAAAAACUUGGAUGAAAUGAACAAAGCGGAAGAGGCAGACCAGACACAGGACCAGGAACAGCCGAAGAGUGAACUAGCAGACGAGCACAUCACAGCGCCACAAUCUGAUCGCUCUAGCACAAGUAACCCGCACGCCCAGGAAGUCCCUCAUAUACAGGUGGGACAAUUGCCAGUGUUCUUGCCAGAGGAUGUGUCCGUUAUGGAACAGGACAUCGACGCGCUUGCCCAUAUGCUCGGGUCGCCCCUUCCACCCAGGCUGGCACAGUCCCAUUCCACUGGGAGCGCUUAUGGCUCACAGUGGUCCGUGGCAGAUGAGUUGCAGCUUUCCGGUCGGGACCAUGGAUGCGCUUUGCCUAUCAGCAGCACUGGUAUGUCCGUCAGUCAACCUUCUGCUGCCGAGAUUGGCAAGCGCUUACACCUUGAGCAACAUGGUGCAAGUGGGCACAAAUCCCAACCGCAGUGUUUCAGUGUGGCAGAUCUCACACAGGCCCUGGCCCAUAGGGCUGGGACCCACCAGGGCUUGCACACACUGCCGGUCAAACAGCGCAUGCUUGGAUCAAGAGGCCUGUCCAAGUCGAAUUCAAACGCCAGCGUUCACAGCGCCCAUACGUUUGUAGCAGACAGUAUGCAAGACACAGUCGCCGGAUAUCUCAAGGGUGCGGUCAGUAGCAUUGCUCGUGGCGACAGCUUCCGAAGCACGGCUAGCUUCAAUUCUCCCACCACAACACUGAACCAAUCCCAGGACCUAGCUCCUAACAGCUACCAGACCUUCACGGUGGAUGCCAUUUCGCAAACCGAGUCCUUCUACGACGAUGUGAUGGCGGACGAGGUUCCGAGGAGUCCGUCCAAGAAGAAGAAGAAGGGAUCCAAGAAACAGUCUGCCCACGCUGCAACUGGCCUGGAUCAGGCAUUGGAACCCAGGGGUAACGUUGAGCCGUCCUUUUCCGCCGAUACUGUCGGCUAUGAUGAAGUAGAAUGCCAGGCAAGUAUGAGUAGCUACGGUACCGUGACCCGAACAGCUGGCUUCGACCGACCACGAAUGAGCAGGGCAUCCGGAAUCGAACGCCGCCAAUCAGAGCUCGUCGGGCAAGUCGAUAAGCGGGGAGAAGCCCAGGUCGCCCUGAGCCUACCUGUACAGUCAGAUCUGGUCACGGAGAUUGACGACAAGGAGUACGAACCCCUGACUCCCUACCAGCUGGCAGCUGCUGCCGCAGCCUCGGCCAGUCGCGAAAAAUCCGCACAGCGUGCACAGGCAACUUUAAGCCGUGGUCUAAAAUAAAACCUUAACUUUAACGUGGAAUGUCCGCCGAACGUUUAGUAGUAAAAUCACUAACUAAGCACAGAAACUCUGCUCUCUUCUAUGGUUUGUGCCCAGCUAGUGUGUUUCUCCGGUAUCACGGACUAAAGAAUAGUUAGGAAGCGGGGUUCACAAUAUUUAUACAAUUGGUGUCAUUCAUUUUGUACAAUUUAUUUCGCUUUUGCUUCAGCGUAGUGCUGAGGUUCAUUCGCCCGCUGGUAUUGUCCUACUUUCCUCUCUCUGUAUUUAUGUAUCCCUUUUUCCCUAGCUCUC